Porites evermanni is the source of this 2434-nucleotide messenger RNA. The record is from the annotation of a GenBank genome assembly. NCBI's taxonomy places the organism in Eukaryota, Metazoa, Cnidaria, Anthozoa, Scleractinia, Poritidae.
GUGAGCCAAGAAAGGGAAAAGGAUAGUAAGACUACUCCUGUAGUUGAUCAGGUCUCUGGAAAAGAUGGAAAAGUAUACAGAAUCGAAAAUGGAAUGGUUAGAAAUCAGUGUGAGGAACUGGCGAGGAAAUUGACAGACCACUGGAGUCAACAAAGCGAAUUAUUCAACUUCAGAGAUAUCAGGACGAGUACAAAGCAGACUGCUGGAUUACUGGAAUUAAUUAUUUGUCGUUCAUUUAAUACAUUUUGCUGCUAUAAUUUUCACUUGGCUUGCAUUUUGGUAUGGGCUUUCGGGCCCUCUCUCUGUUUAUAGCAGUUCAGUUAUUGCUUUGUUUUACUGCUAUGGGAAGAGUUUUAAGAUAUGUUCAUGCAUUCAUUCUCAUGUAGCUUCAAUUUAUUUGAUCUGUUAGAUUGUGGAUCAACUCCUUAAACGGACUGAAUCUCUGGAGGGCCAGUCCAACGGGGAUUUUGCCAAGUACAUUGCCUUGUCUAUGGCUGAAAGUGUUGCUCGAGGAAGGCUUCGUUUUUAGACGCUGCAGUUAAAGGCCUCCGCCCUUGCCUUCAAGCUUCAACUGGGAUAUUUCAAGCGUACUUUCUGGCACUUUUCUCAGAUAUAGAUUACACCAAGGUGUUGGACAGCCUUGCUAAGGUCGACAAAGCCCAUAAGAAGGCGGCCCCUGCACCCUUCCAAGCUUUCACCCUAACCAGUUGAGAUGCUUUUCCUUUGGCAUCCUUGUGGAAACGGCAGCUAAUUGUUUCAGGAGACAACAGCAGGCACAGUAUGCCCCUUAUUAUAAACCUGUUGGUCGUGGUCACAAUAAUUAAUUCCCUGUGCUAUUGGAAUAAUAAAGAUCUCAUGCAUGUCACUCUUUUAGUUUUUUUUGCUUUGGUCCCUCCACUCUAGGAAUGGCAGUUUUAGAACGGGAGUUUUAAUCACUCGCAGAUUACCAGGGCUCCAUGCUGCCAUUCCCUGAGUGCAGUCAAGUCUACCCUUUAGCGUUCUCAUACUCCCUCUUUGUUCUUAUCCUCGUUUCAGCCUCAUUUUGAGCACCUCUGUGUUAGUCGUUUUUCCUUUCCAGACCAGGAGUUAUCAGAGAACUUUGGCCCACUGUGCUACUCUGCUCCCGGGUAUGCCUUUAGAUGUGACUCAGGGCAUAGCAGCCCUUGAUAACUCACAUGUUUAUCCUUUGUCUGUUAACUAUGUCCUUAGUGGCUCCAAAGCAGCAGAUGUCUCAAUGCUCACUUUUAGAGACCCAGAUGCAUUUGUGGCCGGUUGUAUCCAAAGUUACCUUCCUUCAGGCCAAACAUUGCUGCUGUCACCUGUUACGACCGUGCGCAGAACGUCCUCAUGUGGAUUGAGCAUAGGGUUGUCGUUCACCAGGUUUUUGUUUUCCUUAGGGGAGGUUACAAGUGACAGUCUUACAAUUCUGGUCUCUCUCCUCAUCGGGUUUUCUAUAAUUCAAUUUCCUGUAAACCCUUUGUUAGAUUUAUAUCGUGCACUAUACUUGAUACAUUAGCUACUGGGGCUAUCUCUGUUUGGGAAGAGGUCAGUGUGGAAAUCCCCUGACUUCAUUUAUCAUUCUAUUGGUCUUCUUGCCUUGCGUUACUUUUGCAGUGUCUCUAUUCCUUGUUCUAUGUACUUAGAUGAAUGCAGAGGAGAGCUUAAGUGACCUUUACAGACUCCUGUAAGCAAGCUUUCCUUCUCCUUCUCUUUUCUGAUUGAAAUUCUGCAACAAUGCUUCAGGAGACGACAGCAAAUCAUUUCAGUGCACAUGGUGGAAAUCCUCAAAAUACCAACAAGUACCAAGGAUUGUCUGUCUUGGCUCCAUUUCGUUUAAAUUGAAAGUAACACCACCAAAGAAGUUUGGAAAAUCCAAGAUUUAAUCAAACUCAUUAGAAUUGAAAUGGAAACUCGAGAGGCAAGCGAAGGAAACAGAGUCCAUAGAGAUCCAAGUAAUCGUCUGUCCUCAAACAACAACCAACGACCACAGAACAAAUCUAAGGAAAUCCCACCUUCUACUCUCUACUCAAGGCAAAAUGAGAAAUUCCGAAUUCGUUGGUUAUAUUGUGGAGAGCAUCAUUAUUACGCAGACAGGAAAUUAUCCGACAGAAGAGUCAUUGUUUUAUUUGUUUAUGACCUGAUCAUAGAUUGCCAUAUUGUACAAAUAUUAAGAAGUGCCGAAACUGCAACUCAUCAAAUCAUCAUCAAUCCACAUGUGACCGAAACGAGAAAAACAAAAAACAAGAGCCCCACUCGUCUUGUACUACUGAACAGUGUACUGAAAGACCCACCGAAUGAAGCAACACAACUGUCUUUACCCAGUUUAUUCGACAAUGGUAGUCAGUGCUCAUAUGUAACGGACACCUUGAAAUCGCAACUAAAUCUUGAACCUUUAUAUGAAGAAACACUGCAUUUGAACACUUACGGAGAAUAA